Messenger RNA from Rotaria sordida, 1326 nucleotides. Lineage: Eukaryota; Metazoa; Rotifera; Eurotatoria; Philodinida; Philodinidae. The record is from the annotation of a GenBank genome assembly.
AUGAUGAAAGAAACAAUACUCGAUUCACCAUCCAAUAUGGUGGACUAUCUCUCGUUUUAUGUUAAUGGAGAAGAAGUUAUUGAAAGUAAUGCGGAGCCCGAUUGGACUCUUCUAUGGUAUCUCAGAAAUAAAUUGAGAUUGACCGGAUCGAAAUUGGCCUGUGGUGAAGGUGCAUGUGGAGCAUGUACAGUGCUCAUCUCACGAUGUAUCGAUCGAGAUUCUGGUCAAAUUGAACAUCGAACGAAUAGCAAUCUACCACCAACAAUACAAGAUAUUGAAGAGGCCUUCGAUGGAAAUCUUUGUCGAUGUACUGGAUAUCGGCCUAUUCUUGAUGCUGCCAAAACAUUUGCAAAAGACAUAAAUAAACUACCUUGUCAACAAUCGUCACCAACAACGUCGAUCACAUUGGACAAAUGUAUCUCAUUUGCCAGUCAAAAUUCAUCACCACCUGAUCAAGUCGAAUUUCCUCAACAAUUACGACAUCACAUUCCACCAUCGAUUCAUAUCAAAGAUAUUAGCGCUGCUUCACGAGUGCUCGGAUUUGUGUCAUUUGUCAGUCAUACCGACAUACCAGGUUCCAAUAAUACGGGUGUAUUUAUGCACGAUGAAGAAGUAUUCGUAUCAUUCAUUGCCCAGUGUGUUGGUGCUGUUAUUGGUGUGGUUCUUUGUGAAUCGGAAGGAUCAGCUCAUAUGGCCUCGGAUCUUGUUCAAAUCGAAUAUGAAUUGUUGACACCGACAAUGUUCACAAUUGAUGAUACUAUUGAGAAAGAAUCUUACUUUGGUGAUGAACUAUGUCUUCGACGAGGUGAUAUCAACAACGCUUUUGCCAAUGCUGAACAUACGUUGGAAGGAACCGAUGUUGGCACAUCACUCAAUCCUCAAAUUGAUAUUGGUCAAAUUGAAGGUGCUUUUAUGCAAGGGAUCGAUUUAUUUACCAUGGAAGAACUUGUGAGAGGCGAUCAUAGCCAACACAAAUGGAUCAAACCGGGUACAUUGUUUACCCAAGGACCGAGUAGCUACAAAAUUCCAUCAUUCAACGAUGUUCCACUCGACAUGCGUGUUUCAUUCUUGUCCAAUGCGCCGAACCCUCGAGUAAUCUAUUCGUCGAAAGGCAUUGGUGAACCACCACUCUCAUUUGAUAUCGCAGUCUUUUUUGCGCUCAAACAUGCGUGUAUGGCCUAUCGCGAACAACAAGGUUUUACUGAACAUUUUCAACUUCAUUCACCGGCUACUGUCGAACGACUUCGAAUGGCCUGUGCUGAUGAAUUCACUCGACGUGCAUGUCCCAAUGAACACGAUAAAUUUCAACCGAGAGGCUCCUAUUGA